Molecule: messenger RNA, 1260 nt
Organism: Contarinia nasturtii (swede midge)
Lineage: Eukaryota; Metazoa; Arthropoda; Insecta; Diptera; Cecidomyiidae
Product: pickpocket protein 28-like
Exons: 4
Coding region: 1-1260 (419 amino acids)
Biological process (GO): sodium ion transmembrane transport
Cellular component (GO): membrane
Molecular function (GO): ligand-gated sodium channel activity
Source: RefSeq, a predicted model, not a curated record
AUGAGUAGGCUAAGCGGUACGCUUCAUAUGUGUGAAUAUCGAUUUCGCGAUAUGUUUAAAUUCAAUGAAAGCAAUAUAUCCGAUGGAAAAACAACGUUUGAACGUGUGGAUGAUAUUAGAUUCGGCAGAUUAGAUGUGUUGCGAUCAUGCAGUUGGGCUGGUGAGGAUAUUGACUGUCGAGCAUUCAAACCCGUUAUGACUGAACGUGGCGCAUGUUUCUCAUUCAAUGUAUUGAAUUCAAAGAAAAUUUACAGUAAUAUAACAUCACCUGAAAUACUCACAAUCGAUGGCAAUCCAGAUGAAGACGAUUGGAGUAUGGAACAGGAGUUAGAAAGGCUUUUGCAUUCGCACGAAGAGAAAAAAAAUCGUCCGAAUUAUCCGUAUCAUCUUGUAACGUUGGACGAUUUUGACAGCUUAGACGUUGAACUGAGCUCCGAUCCGGUUGAUUGGUAUUGGAAUUAUAAAUGUGAAUAUUCCGAUACAAGAAGUUUCAAGGUAUUUCUUCAUCGAUCCGAUGAAAUAAAAGAAGCAUUUUAUAAACCAUUUGAAAUUGAGGUUGGGAAAAAAGUGAUCGUUUCGAUUACGCCCAAUGUUAUAGUCACAUCAAAAAAUCUAGAAGUAUAUAGCAGUCAAAUACGACGAUGUUACUAUAAUUCGGAGCGUAAAUUGAAGUAUUUUCAAAUCUAUACGAAAAGCAACUGUGAAUUUGAGUGCUUUGUCAAUUUCACAAUAGCCAAAUGUGGAUGUGCUAAAUUUUCAAUGCCACGUGAGAGAGAUACGCGUGUGUGUGAUGUGUACGAAAUGGAUUGUUAUGCACAAGCACUGUCCGUACAUCGUGGGGGUUUAAAGAAUAACAAGGACACUGAUGCCGCCGAUUUUCGAGAAAAAUGCAAUUGUAUCUCACCUUGUGCAGAUAUUCAAUAUAUACCACAAAGCAACGAUCUUAAAUACGUGGGACAGAAAAUUAUUAGUAAUGACUCGCGAACCAUUUUAUCACUGUCAUUCAAAAAGCGUAAAUUUCUUGUGCUAAGAAAAGAUGAGGCAUCUUCAAUAACUAAUAGACUUGCCACUUGUGGUGGAAUAUUGGGUCUGUUUAUGGGCAUCUCGUUGCUUAGCCUCAUUGAAAUGAUCGUGUACUGUGUAGUUCAGUUUGCAAAAAAACUUACCGUACCAAAGAAAACACAUCUGAAUCUAAGACAAAAACGACUCGCUCUUCAACAGCACUAUAUCGAUGCUUUUUCAUCUAUGGACGAAAAAUAA